UUCCAGCCGGACUUGGACCGCUGAUAGACGCCUCAGCGUCACUUUAGACGCGGCACUUUUUAGUCACUCGCGUACAAACCGAGGCUAUACAUCAGCAUGUCCGAGCCCAUGUACCGUGACUGGAUUUUGGAGACUAUAGACUCACUGCGCUCGAGAAAAGCCCGACCGGACCUUGAAAGAAUAUGUCGAAUGGUCCGUAGGAGACACGGGUCAGACCCAGAGCGCACCCGCUCAGAACUGGAGAGGCUGAUCCAGGAACAGACAGUGUUGAAAGUUAGCUACAAGGGUUCGAUAUCCUACCGGAACGCGGCCAAAGUGCAAAGAAAAAGCCGAAAGAAAACAGAGCAGCUGACCGAUGGAGCUCUGCAGCAACAAUCCAAACACACUCUUUUCAACCCCGGCGACAGCACGCACAGUCCCGUAGCCCAGGGCGAGAGCGGGGAUGCGGAGAUAACGAAGGCGAGAAAAUGCCUCGACUCCCAGCCCUUUCCGCUACCCUGCACUCCUCAGGGUGACGGAGCGGUCCUGCUCACCAACAGCGGGAACAGCUGUCUGAGCUGCGGCGCGGUGGUUUGCAGGAAUCGAGCUCGCUGUGCAACCGUUAGCGGCGACGUAAGAACAAAUGCUCCGAAGGACGCGAAAUUACCACGCACUGGGGGCAGCAGUACCUCACUCGACAGAGAUAAAAGCACCAUCAACAGUAAUGGAAACGGCGCCCCCAGUACUAAAGAGGCUCGUGCAAUGGAAUGGGGUUUGCCUGGGCGCGAGCGCUACAGUGUAAACAAGCAAAAUAAAACUUGCACGAGCGCAAGUAUCAGCGGCAACGUCUCGCACAAGACGCACGCGCCGAUGAAUCCCAGACCCAGUGUGGGGGCAACGGGAAGCCUGAGCCAAUCUGACCCAAACAGCUCAGAUCUUGGCGACAGGUUGGUGGCUUCUGUCCGAAGCCUGGCAAAGAGAAGUCGGGGCGUUGCUCCUUUCGGGGGUCGCACAUCUCUGGGUUUGAAGGAAAUACUGGGCUUUCUUAGCUCACAGGGGCGUCUGACACAGGAAAAGCUGACCCGCAGCAAAGUCAAGGUGAUUCUGGAGAGAGAGGUGGCUAGGGGUCGGCUUCGCCGGACACGCUUUGGUAACAUCACCCUCCCUGUCCGGGGAGUUGUAGGAAAGCCGCUGCGACCCCUGCAGAGCGCGCUACAGGACAGAAAAAUCACAGAAAAGGAGGAGACAGGGGUCGUUGCCAUGGAUACAGACAGCAUGGAGGACAGAGUUUGGAACGGGCGGCUCUGUGUCCCGCGGUGUCCUGGAGAGCAGGACGUGGGGGCGUCUGGGGACCCCAUCCUGCUCCGCAGGAAGGAAGGGGAGAUGGGGGUGGAGGACGGGGCCAGGGGCGCGUUUCGAGACCCCCCCCGCCCUGAGUGUGACGCAGGGGAGCGCCCCGCCCUCCCAGCCGCUUCCUGUCCGGACCCUGCUGAGGAUCCGCCCACAUGUACAUUGCUCACGGCCACGCCCACAAACACACCCCCCGCUCUCACGAUGGAGACCAGGCCGUCUGCCCGCCACCCUGAGUCUGAGCAAGUGUUCAGCGCUGAAGAGAUUCCCACUGCACACGGGCGGCUCGCAGCUGCCGAGGUGGGGGUGCAGCUGCCGGCUGUCAGUCUGUCUGUCCUGAGAGUGGAGGGGAACAUCAUCACACCACAUCACCUGGUCCCCGGCUGUGGCCACAAACAGGAGGAAGGGAUGAAGCUGUCAGAGGGAAGAGAGAAGGUCACGUCUGUCCCUCCUGAGGGUCCGUUUGAAUGCAGAUCUGGGGUGUUGAGUCCAGACUCCUCCAAGGAUCUGGGCGUGGUGAAGGAUGGAGGGAGGAAUGGAGGAGUUGCUGUGCAGUGGGACCCCGCAGGGCAGGACCCCGUGGAGUGGACGGUGAUGGAUGUAGCCAGUUACUUCACAGCAGCGGGGUUCCCCGAGCAAGCCGUGGCUUUCAGAACGCAGGAAAUUGAUGGGAAGUCCCUCCUCCUGAUGCAGCGGAGUGAUGUGCUGACUGGGCUGUCAAUCAGGCUCGGCCCCGCCCUGAAGAUCUAUGAACACCAUGUGAAGGUGCUCCAGAGGACCCACUAUGAGAACGAUGGUGCCCUCUGCUGAUAAUACCUCCAGACCCCCGACACACACACACACACUUACACUUGAACACUCCCUCUCUCUCUCUCUGUCUGCUUCUCCCAAUAUCUUUCUGCAGCAAACCCUCCAUGCAUCCACUCAUACACUGUGUGCUCAGGUGAGACAGUUAUGCACCAAUGGCAGGGUUGAGCUUGGCUGAAGAGGAGCGCUUACUGCCUGCUGAUUGGACAGGACUCAGUGCAUAUAUUAUUUCAGUUUUAAGCCUGUCUGUGUCCAGACAUGCUGUUGGGCCUGAUGCAGGGCUGGUCAACAAGGCCACCUUUCUUUUGCCAGUUCCACUCCUCCGCCUCUAUCAGAUUCCCCACUGCCAGUUCCCUCCACUCAAUUCUCUCUCUCCAGCGAGCCCCCUUUAUCCCCACCAACAGUCCUCCACCUCAUUUUAAACGUGCUGCUGGCCAGAAUUGUUGGCCUUUUCCUGGGAAAUGCAAUAAGAGGGGCUUGAAAAAUGACCAAUUCCAUUACCAUUCCUUUUAAAAGGUCCUUUAAAACAUAAUCCUGUGAUGUUGUCAAAACUGUGAGUUUUAUAAUGAACAACAGGGCUCUGCUGGAGAAUGAGGGUUACCAUGCCAACCCCCCUUAGAGAAAAUUCCCAGGAUGCAGUGCGAUUUUCUUCCACUCUUCCACCUGAGGACCCUUGUGACAC
Molecule: messenger RNA, 2818 nt
Organism: Megalops cyprinoides (Indo-Pacific tarpon)
Lineage: Eukaryota; Metazoa; Chordata; Actinopteri; Elopiformes; Megalopidae
Product: atherin-like
Exons: 7
Coding region: 97-2139 (680 amino acids)
Molecular function (GO): DNA binding; protein binding
Source: RefSeq, a predicted model, not a curated record